UGAUUUUAGGCCUCUGGGAUAUUGGGACUUGGAGGCUGCGAGAGCGAGACGGAAAUCAAACGACGCCGGUUUCUCUUCGGGGAGCCAACCCUGUCGUUUCUCUCAUUUGCUCCUGCCGUUUCGAGCCCAAGGACAGAAGCUCUUGCCCCCACGACACUGCUAUUUCUGGUUCUCCGAUACUCGUUUCUUACAUUCUCUCCUCAACCACCAACUGUUCGUCUAAAUUCCUUGCGCUUCUUAAUAACAUGGGCAAGAGAGGAGGCGUCAAAAAGCUACCAAUCGCGCCAACUCUAUCUCAUAGUUCUGUAUCGUUGAGAGAAGAAACAAGCGGUAAAAUACAAGCUAAAGGCGUCUCUCGUAAUCCCAAGUCUUUUUUGAAACUCGAACACUUGCAAAAGCUAGCUGUAUGGGCAAGCGGAGAAACUUCAAUUCCUUCUCUUGGUGCUUUUUUCGGCCGCCAAUUCGCCGCAGCUGGAGAAAUCUUGGGGGUUUCUCCUGAUCCCUCUAUAAUUCAGUGCCAGAGAUGUGAGACAAUUCUUCAGCCUGGCUUUAACUGCACGGUGCGAAUUGAGAAGAAUCAAACAAAGGCAAGGCAGAGACAAAAGAAACAUAAUACUCCAAUGCAGAAUAAUGUGGUUUACAAAUGCCACUUCUGUUCACAUCAGAAUCUGAAGAGAGGAACUGCAAAAGGCCAUAUGAAAGAAAUAUGCCCAUCUAAGCCAAAGCCAAAGCCAUCCGCCAAAUCAGAAACUUGUAAGCCCAUGGCUCAGAAGUCUGCCAGCUUGGAGAAAGUCACAAAAAGCAAGGAUGAGAUAGCUUUGCCCCCACCAUCUGGGGAACCUUCCAUUUUAAACAGCCCAGCAACUCCAUCAGUGAGAAGUGGGGUGACUUUAUUGGAUGCAAAGAGAAGAAAGAGAACUAGAUCAGGAUCAAAAAAAUCAGAGGAAUCUGAAAGCAAGAAUGGGGCAGAAGGUGGUGAAAGAACAGUCAGCGCAUCAAGUAAAAGAAAGAGAAAAUCUUGGACAAGCCUGAAGGAAAUUACUGCGAGUAAUGAGCAUGAUAGCAUUCGAAACAUUACUUUGGCAGCCCCAUUUUUUAUAUAGUAGGUUAAACCUUAUGGCAGUUAAGAGGACCCAGAAGAUUCUAAGUAAGUCUCUCUGAUUAUUUGGCAUCAUUUGCUAGUGAGAGAGAGAUAAUAUAGAGGAAGGGAAGGAUAGGAAAUUUGCAGUUUUACGUAUUGGUCAAGGGAAAGGGAUGUCCUUUGGCUGGUGAAUCAGAAAUUUGGUUCUUCACAAUUUGUUAUUUGUACCGGUUGAUCACUGAGUUUAUUUGUUUGUUUAGUUUCCCAGGGAAUAUCAAAGUAAAGAGAUAAUUAAAGUGAACAAAUAAUUUUUGUUUUUAUUGUCAA
Molecule: messenger RNA, 1408 nt
Organism: Manihot esculenta (cassava)
Lineage: Eukaryota; Viridiplantae; Streptophyta; Magnoliopsida; Malpighiales; Euphorbiaceae
Exons: 2
Coding region: 246-1103 (285 amino acids)
Biological process (GO): RNA processing
Source: RefSeq, a predicted model, not a curated record